AUGUCUGAAGAAAUUGGCCCACAAAUUCCUGAAAACCUAGUACCAAAAUUUCAAAAAGAAAGUAAUAACGAAGAAAAUGCAUCCUCACCAGAUAUUGGUCCCCAAUUUGAUACAGACAACAUGGACAAAACGAGAUUAGAACGAGAAACCCAAAGAUCUAAUAGUAAUAGUAAUAUAGGAUCCAUGACUCCUAAGGUAUCUUCAAAUUUUGAAGAACAAGAAGAAAAUAUUGAAGAUAUAGAUGCUUACCUGCCAGCUUUACCACCUGACAUACUUGCAGAACGACAAAGGAAAAAAGAAGAACAAGGAAAGAAGACGUCAGGAAUAAAAGAAACGACUUAUAAACGACAAAUAGGACCUACGAUGCCACUUAAUAUUAAUGAUGAAUAUCAAAAUUCGGAAGAGGAAGAAAUUAUAGGACCAGUAUUUCCAAAAGACCUUGAUGAAAAUGACGAUAAAUAUGCUUUAGAAAGGACAAUUCAAGAAUUUGAAGAAAGAUCAGAGAGAAUGCGGUCAAGCCUUGAAGAUGAAAAAAGUGAAAAACGGUCAGGACGUGGGGAAUGGAUGUUAGUUCCGCCACCACAAGUCAGAUAUUUAGAGGAACACUCCGAGAAAUAUUUAAAAUCCAAAAAAUGGAAAGAUGAUGAUGUUAGAAAUCGUCCAUUCGAUCGUGAGAAAGAUGUUUUGGGUCCACGUCGCAUGGAUUCCCGUAAACGACAAGAAAUUUUGGAUAAUGCAAAGGAAUUAUCUUCUAAAUUUUAUCAUGGGAAACAUGGAUCUUUUCUUUAA
This is a messenger RNA of Diversispora eburnea, 789 nucleotides long. Lineage: Eukaryota; Fungi; Glomeromycota; Glomeromycetes; Diversisporales; Diversisporaceae. The record is from the annotation of a GenBank genome assembly.